AUGGGUUCAAAGAUCGUUCGGUUGAUCAAUGAGAUGCAUGUCAGGUUGUUGGUGCCGGCCAACUACCGGUUGAGGGGCCCUUACCCUGGAGAAAAGCGGUUAGAGAAGGGAGAGAAGGGAUGGGGAAAGAACAUGGAUGACAUGGACAGAGGAUGGUACUGGAUCAUUGAUGUACUAACUGAUAACCUGAAUAUUAGCAAGUGUGUACUAGAGGUAUCAACGCAGCCGAGGGCAAUCAGCAGAGAUAAAUAUGACAAUAGCCAUACUGAGGACAACGAACUCAACAGCACGGGAAGAUGCACAUAUCCACCAGACAGAUUUGCAGGACGCCCUUCCGCUUGGUUGCUUUCUUCUUCCCCGCAUGUUUUUCGAUCUUCCCUCUUCAUGUUCGAAAAGGAAAAAGGGGAAAAGAUCAACAGGAAAACGUUCGGCAGGACAGAGAUCUUCCCAUGGACAUUUAUUGAUCCCGGUUCCGCGAUAUCUCGCCAUCAAUGCAUUUCAUGUGUCCGUAAGCGGCGGCAUCAGCACGUUGUUUCCCUGUGCCCAACCGUUCCUCCAGUCAGUCAGACACUCAAGCAAGCAGGCCACGCAACGCCACGCACCGAAACGGAACCAACCAUUCAGCCAACUAGCCAACCAACUAGAGUUAUCUCCCGUAACCAACUGAUCCCCAACAACGAGUCAGUAAAGCCAACUGGGAACAGGCACAGACAACCGUUCUGUUUCUUUGUGUUUCGGCAGACCAUAGCCGAGCAAACGAACGACUAUGAUGCUGCUGCUGAUGAUGAUUUUGCUUAUGCCAUGCCUUGCUGGAUCUCUUGCAAGAAGUGUAUUGCAUGUAUAUAACAUAUACGCAGUAAAAGAGUUAUAGUUUACUAGUGU
Messenger RNA from Neurospora tetrasperma FGSC 2508, 882 nucleotides. RefSeq lists its product as uncharacterized. The record is from RefSeq and is a predicted model, not a curated record. NCBI's taxonomy places the organism in Eukaryota, Fungi, Ascomycota, Sordariomycetes, Sordariales, Sordariaceae. The transcript has 3 exons. Bases 1 to 846 code for a protein of 281 amino acids.